Molecule: messenger RNA, 2835 nt
Organism: Melanotaenia boesemani (Boeseman's rainbowfish)
Lineage: Eukaryota; Metazoa; Chordata; Actinopteri; Atheriniformes; Melanotaeniidae
Gene: kcnip4a
Product: potassium voltage-gated channel interacting protein 4a
Exons: 8
Coding region: 616-1290 (224 amino acids)
Biological process (GO): regulation of potassium ion transmembrane transport
Cellular component (GO): voltage-gated potassium channel complex
Molecular function (GO): potassium channel regulator activity; calcium ion binding
Source: RefSeq, a predicted model, not a curated record
GUAAAACAUCCACAGAUGGUGUUGAGUAGAGCGAGCAGCAGGCGCACUACGAGAUCAAGUGUGGGAGUGUGUGUUUGUGUGUCUGCGACAGACACAGAGGGACAGACCCACUGUGUUGGGAAGAAUAGUAACACAGAGGAGGAGCAGGAGAGUGUUGGCUGAGAGGAGUUGCAGGAAAAGUGUCAAGAGGAGGAGUGAAUGUUGGAGGAAGAGAAACAGAGAAGCCCCUUUACCUUCCCCAGAGAGCAGGAGGUAAACUGCCGGAAAGCAAAUAUUAAUGACCUGACAAAAGACCACAUGACAACCUCGUGUUGAUCAAACAGACAUACCCUGGAGCAGCGCAAAAGAGGAGCUGGGAUACAUAUAUACACAAGUCGAGUCCCUCUCGCAGCUGUCCACUCACUGAUGAACGUCACUCCUGCUAGACAAGGGCCACGCUGACACAGACAGACAAGUGGAGAAAAGAAAAGGACAUUUGCCCCUUUUUGUGGCACACUAACACUGUUUCCUGGAUUUAUACUUUUUUAUUAUUAUUAUUUUAUUUUGAUUAACCUUGAAGCCAGAGUGUCACAUUUGUGCUGACCCCUCCAAGCAUCCUGUCCCUGAGGAGCAAAGAUGAGCUGCAGGAAACGGUGCAAGCGUGAGAUCUUCAAGUUUGCGCAGUACCUGUUCAGACUUAUAACAGGAACGCUCAACACUGACAGCGUGGAAGAUGAGCUUGAACUUUCGGCAGUCCGUCAUCGUCCCGAGGGCCUGGAGCAGCUUGAAGCACAGACACGGUUCUCCCGUAAAGAGCUGCAGAUCCUUUACCGCGGCUUCAAGAAUGAAUGUCCUAGUGGAGUCGUUAAUGAAGAUACUUUCAAAGACAUCUACUCGCAGUUUUUCCCACAAGGAGAUGCUUCAACAUAUGCACAUUUCCUCUUCAACGCAUUCGACACAGAUCACAACGGCUCUGUGAGUUUUGAGGAUUUUGUUAUGGGACUUUCUAUCCUCCUGAGAGGCACAGUCCAGGAGAAACUCAUCUGGGCUUUCAACCUUUAUGAUAUUAAUAAAGAUGGAUAUAUCACUAAAGAGGAGAUGCUUGACAUCAUGAAGGCCAUAUAUGACAUGAUGGGAAAGUGCACGUAUCCUGUCCUCAAAGAGGAGACGCCUCGUCAGCAUGUAGAAGUAUUCUUUCAGAAGAUGGAUAAGAAUAAAGACGGAGUGGUAACCAUAGAUGAGUUCAUUGACUGUUGCCAAAACGAUGAAAACAUCAUGCGAUCAAUGCACCUCUUUGAAAAUGUUCUUUAACUUUUGGCUGACUGUGGUGGCUUUGGGGGAGAGAAGCAUCUUUAGCAUGGCCCAGUUACUGACUUGGACUCAUACUGUGUACAGUGUGCUAUGCAGACUUUUGACCAUAGAUGUAAUAUUGUUCAUUACUGUGGGCCACAAUUAGGAAUAGACUGCAUGGUGAGAACAUUCUGGAAUGAGUCGCCUUUGAAAAAGUUUAUUUGUUGCAGUUGGUUGGGAAAAAUGGACUGAAAUUACUAAAAAAAAAAAAGAAAAGAAAGAAAAUUUUAAUUUUCACAAUACAAAGUAUUUGACUUUUGCUGCUUGGUUAUUGAUUGGAGUAAAACAUUUAAAAAAAGAGACUUUAAAAUGGACAAUUUACUCAUCUGUUUUUCUUUUGCAGGCUUGUUUUAUUUACUGCCAUAAGUGAAAUCACUGUGAGUACUUACAUAACAAAUACUGAGUACAGGAUCUGAGGUAGAGUCACGUCUGUCUGGUUUUACAUGUCAGCCUUGUGCUCGGUUCCAGAGUGUUCUCACCCCAGUUAUUGAACCAGUCUGGUCUGUGUUUUUUGCUCUUUGAAGGAAGCAUUUAAGGAAAACAUACAUUGUACCAUUUUAAUUGUAUAUACUAUAGAUACAGCAUUAGAUAAGAAUUCUAUAAGAAACUUUUCAACUUUGUUCAUGUUUACUUGCCAACUAGGAUGACUCAACACAAGGAUUGUAUUGAUGUCAAACUCGGACCAUAAUGUUGAUGGUUUGUCUACUGAAGCACACAGGUAGCUAGGUUUACCAUCUAGAGUAUCUUAUACCAUGAUGUCUUUGUCAUAAGAGAAAUGCUACUUUCAGUGUAUUUUAUUUAAUCCUUGAUGUAUAUUUCCUGUAAAGAAAAGCAUCUAUGAACAUGUUUUUAUUUUGGUUUUAAAGCAAUGUUUUGAGAGUUUUCACAAAGAGCAGCCUUGGAGACUAUUUAUAUGGUUGUCAUUGUACAACAGAUUGUCAGAUGUACAGUAUUAAAUCCAGAUUUGCUCUUGGGUGGAUUCCAGGUCUUUAGAUUCGUUCAUGAAAUUCACUGUUUUAAAAAGAUAAGACAGCAGAGUCUGGUUGAUGAUUUUAAGGGGAAAAAAUGUAUUAUACUUACCAUUUUUAAGUUUUCUGAUGCUUCUUGCUGUUUUCCCUUCUCUGGGAGGUUGACAUCCUGCCGCCCACACAUAUUCAGCAUGAUUGACACCAAAUAGUGACAAAAACAAGGCAUGCUGGGUAAAAGUCUUGUUGGAUUACUUAAAGAAGUGUCUGGACAUUAUAUAACUUUGUUACUGUUUCCAUCUGACCUUUCUCUGUCCUUCUUUUUCCUGUUAGUGACUUGGAUUUUAUAAACAGGAAAGUCCCACCAUAGUCUGAAGAAGGAGGUAUACUUGAGAAUUGGUCCUUUUAUGAUGGAUAUUUUGACAAAUUUGACAGUUUAUCAUGUCUAUAAGUGUUCACUCUGUCCAUACAUCGGCAGUCACACUCACAAUCCAAAAUCUCAUCGAGGCAUGUUUAAUUUAGUAAAGAAACUACGACAUUU